Molecule: messenger RNA, 3531 nt
Organism: Protobothrops mucrosquamatus (brown spotted pit viper)
Lineage: Eukaryota; Metazoa; Chordata; Lepidosauria; Squamata; Viperidae
Gene: TNIP1
Product: TNFAIP3 interacting protein 1
Exons: 18
Coding region: 152-2047 (631 amino acids)
Biological process (GO): cellular response to lipopolysaccharide; negative regulation of canonical NF-kappaB signal transduction; regulation of transcription by RNA polymerase II
Source: RefSeq, a predicted model, not a curated record
CUGAGUCAAGGUUCCUCCUGGGCAAGCGGAGAGGAAGUAAAAGCGAUGCCCAUGAACGCAAAGCUCUGGAGGUCCCGAAGCUGUUUGGACCUCGAUCCGUACAAUUUUAGCAGGCAGAAACACCUGGAAAUUCAGUAAUUAAUCUGCAGACAUGGAAGGCAAGGGGCCCUAUCGAAUCUAUGACCCUGGUGGUGGGACACAGGAAGAAGCAUCUGCUGCCUUCGAACGGCUAGUGGAAGAAAAUGUAAAACUUAAGGAGAAGAUGCAGGGAAUUAAAUCUCUAGGUAACGGAGAGUUAUUAGAAGAGUCUCAGUUAGAAGCCUCCAGAUUACGUCAAAAAGUGGAAGACCUCGUGAAGGACAACGAAAUGCUAAGAUCAACCUCCUCUUUUGAAAAAUUUGAAGAAAUAGCAGGUGGGAUUCCAGAACUUUGCUCGUCCUCUGAUAUUCCGGUCGAGGGUGAGAAGAACCUAGAAAAAGCAGCACAGAAGCCAUCUUCCAGUGGAUCCUCAUCUGAAUUUGAAAUUGUUGCCAAUGAAGAUAAGAGGUCCUCUCAAGAGAGUAGUAGGAAAUCUGACUUAGAGCCGCUUCUGAACGAGGACACCAACCUUAUGCUCCACCUUCAGCGCUUCGAGAACACCCUGAGUCUUUUCGCUGAGGAGUCUGACAAAACCCAGCUUUUUGCCCAUCUGGGGCGCAUGGCUCUGGAGUUUAACCGCCUGGCCUCCAAAGUGCACAAGAACGAGCAGAGGACAUCCAUUCUUCAGGUCCGAGGGCUGCUGACAUUGUGUGAACAAUUACGGAAUGAAAAUGAGGAGCUGAGGACAAAGUUGGAGAGGGAACUAGAGCAAAGGAACGAGAUAUCAGAGAAACUAAGGUGUGAGAAUCUGGAACUCAGAAAGAUGGUGAUGACGGGAAGUAAGGAAAGUGUGAAAGCAGAAAAUACAGAAUAUGCUGGUCAGCAACAGAAGGGAGCUACAGAGGAGCAAGCAGCAGGGAAGAGCAUGUUGGGGGCAAGUGAGAAGAAAGUGAAGAUACUUGAACAUCAGCGCAAUGAGCUAUUGGAAGUGAAUAAACAGUGGGACCAUCAUUUCAGGUCCAUGAAGCAGCAGUAUGAGCAGAAGAUAACAGAUCUACGGCAGAAACUUGCUGACUCCCAAAAGGCCCUAGCAGAGUUGGAGACAGAGCGGGAGCAGAAACAGAGGGAUUUUGACCGCAAACUUCUCUUGGCAAAAUCCAAAAUUGAAGAAGAAGAGGCAGAAAAAGAGAGACUCAGCCGGGAGGUGAAGGACCUCAAGCACAAGGUGAAGUUUCUUCAGGAUCAAUUGGUUCCUGUCACAAGGCAAAGAGAGUACCAGGAGAAGGAGAUUCUCCGACUAAAUAAGGCCCUAGAAGAGGCUCUGAACUUCCAAGCACCUCCUCAUUCCCCCUCAGCCUUCAAAAACGAUCCUAACCCAAGUCUCCGGCACCAGGAAGUGAUGACCCAGAACGAGCUUCUGAAACAGCAAGUGAAGAUUUUUGAGGAGGAUUUCCAGCGGGAACGGAGUGACAGGGAAAGGAUGAAUGAAGAAAAAGAGGAACUGAAGAAGCAGCUAGAAAAACUUCAGAAGCAGAUGACCCUCACUAAUAACCAGCUGCGAAUUGUUAAAGAAGACUACCACAAAGAGAAGGAAGAAAAGGAUAAGUUUAAGAAACUGCUUAAACAGCACAAGCAGCAUUCGGGUGACAGACUGCAUCCCGAACUACAGCCAGGACAAAUUACCCCAAUCUGCCCCAUGUACCAGUUUCAGUGCUCUCCUCCAGUCCAACCACAUGCUUAUCAUGGUUUUGAGGACUGGCAGCAGAUCCGCUACCCACCCCCAGCAGUGGCAAAUGAGCAUCCUCCAAUUCAGAACUAUCAUCGUUUCCCACCUCCAGAUUAUACCUGGUACCCACCAUGUGUUAUAGCACACAAUCAGAACACACAAGGAGGGGAUGGAGUGAAACAGUUUCCCAAGGAAUCUGACCCUACAGGUCUCGGGUUACCUAAAGCUCAAAGACCCGUUUAACUUUGUGGUGAUAUGUGUAAGCUGCAGAAGCAAGACAGCCUUCAUGUGUUAAUCCAGCUCAACUCCUUUACUUCUGGGAUAUUGGUCACAUUUAUUUGUGCAUAAAAAAGUUCCACACCACUUGGAUGCUUGAGAUAAUAAGCAGGAUUUUCUCUGCUGCAUUCAAGGAUUCAGCUGCAAGAGAACAACUGUCAAGCCCCAGCAAUGAAGACUAGGAAUUCUGGAUUAACAGGACCUAUGUUUAGCUGAUUCUCUUACAGUCGGGCAGCUGUAUAUCUAGGAUGUGGCAAUUUUGCAUUUACUGGUAGAGGAAGCAGGCUUUGGGCAGGACAGCGGUCCUUUACUAGUAAUUAAUGCCUGUAUAAGUUCAGGAUUCAGUAGUUGCCCAAGGACAAAGAAAUAAUGUAUAGGAAUAAAAAUGAAAGAUACUUUUCCUACACUGAAAUAUACACUGAAUAUAUAUAUAUAUAUUCACAUGCACAUUAAAACUUGUAGUUGUCAAUAAAUGUUUUAACCCCAGUGAAUGUCAAUUUGAGUUGAAAACUGUCUAAUACUGUUUUAAUUACCCCUCUACCUUACCCUGUAAAAUAUGGCAGCCUUUUUUGCUCCCUAUUAGUUGGAAUAAUAUACCAGUUCAUCAUCGCAUGCAUGUUGCUUAGUAGAAUUAUAUCUGUUUAUUUAAACUGCUCAGUGGGAAAAAGACUCCAGAUUUCACUUUCCUGCUUCUGUUUCAUCCCAUUCCUAGUUACUAUUGAACCUAACUGGUGGACUAGAUAGAUUUGUUUCCUGAUAUAACAAUUCUGUCCUGAUUUCCUUUCGUUGGCAAAAGGAUAUCUUUGGCCUUCCCACGACAGAUAUGAAAAAAUGUCUCUUUUUUUUUCUCAAACAGAUUACUGAUCCCUUGGAGCAAUGUUAUAAAAUGCUGAACCAGCCAAGCAUUUUUCAAAGUGUGUAGCACUGGAAGUGACCUAAAUUGCUUGUUACAUGCUCCUGUAAAACAGGGAAUGUCUAUGCUCAUUUGAAAAUCGGAUUCACGUUCACCAGUAAGGACGUAAUUGAGAAAUAAUUGAGUUUCUUUUUCUUUAUCAAAUAAAGAAAAGGAAAAAUAAUUUCAGAAUGUUCACAGCGCAAAGAAAAAGGCAGUGUUUGAAGAACCUGCAAAACCUCUUUUUUUAAAAAAACAACAACACCAUUUUCACUGAGUUUACUGUCUGUCAUAGAUCUUUCAAUUAUUAUAGAAUAACUUGUAGGAAGAUGUGAAAGAAGUGAUAUAAUAAGAUGUUUGGUCCGUCUACAGUCUCUAAGUGGAGACCUCUUAACGAAACAUUUUGAGAAGUUCUAAGUAUAAGCUGCCACUGUAUUUAUGCAGGCCAAUAUUUUACUAGCUAUAUUCUGGUUUCAAAAAAGCUUUUGAAAAAUUGUGCAAAAUUAUCCUAACUAUGUUCAGUUUAAUAAAAUACAAGUUUUCCUGGGCUGCGCCUGGA